This is a messenger RNA of Nematocida ausubeli, 2868 nucleotides long. RefSeq lists its product as uncharacterized. Gene Ontology annotation, biological process: regulation of cell shape; regulation of transcription by RNA polymerase II; cytoskeleton organization. Gene Ontology annotation, cellular component: nucleus. Gene Ontology annotation, molecular function: protein binding. The coding region runs from base 1 to 2868 and encodes 955 amino acids. NCBI's taxonomy places the organism in Eukaryota, Fungi, Microsporidia. The transcript has a single exon. The record is from RefSeq and is a predicted model, not a curated record.
AUGAAGCCUGUGCUUGAGGAGCUAUUUAUAAAAAUAAAAGAAGGGAUUCGGGAUAAUAAUGCAGUAUGUUUGAAUGGGAUAACAGAAGAAACAAUGAUGGAAGGACUAGUAGAUCUUUUUCAGAAUGGUGGGGUUAAUAAUAUAGUGGAGUAUUUCCGGAAAUACAGAAGACUGCAGAGUACUGUAGACUUUCCUCUCUCCUGCCUGCUUCUGGAGACUGAACUGGAAGAAAACAAAGAUCCCUUGUAUGUGGACUAUCAGCCUGUGUUCAAAACAAAAGGACACUUUCUGAAGGUGCUUUGCAUGAUGUUUGACCGAAGUGAAACCUUUAUAUUCACAGGCGGAGAAGACGGAAUUAUCAAGAUAUGGGAUGUGUACAGUGGGCGCCUGGUAAAUUCACUAAGGCACCACUGUGCUCCUAUUUUUGAUUUUGUCGUUGACUUUAGCAAUAGGUUUUUCAUGUCCUGCGACCAAAGUGGGACUAUUGUGUGCUGGGAUCUUAAGACCCUGAGAAAGGUCGAUGCGAUAAAUAUUGGUGAGCAAAUAGACUAUUUGGAUGUAGUGUAUGCACCAACUGAAGCAGAACCACUUGAGCAGAAAAAGUCAAAGGCAGCAGUCUGCAGGACAGGAAGCAUUAUGCAAGCAAUAGUGGUGACUAACUCUGGGAGAAUACUCCGGGUUAUAGUGGGCAGCAGUGAGAUGAAAGUUGAAACCAUUUUGGACCAGGUGGAAGAGGGAACUUUCAAUGAGGCAGCCACCACACGAGGAAAGAAGAUGGUUGUUAUCACAGGAAUGUGGCCAUUCUCUGUUCUACUGGAUGUAAAUGACCCAGACAACAGAUUUUACAUCCUGGACACAGAAGACAUGCUCUCUUCCUCAGUUGAUGUCUCGCAUAAUUCACUGCAAUUUGCAAUUAGCACGUACUCAUCUACUAUGAUGAUUUGGAAGUACGAUAUCACGCAGAAACCCACAAAGUCAAAUAUAUCCACAAGAAAAAGAGUGAAGGGAAGGGACCUGGAGGGGUGCUGGGUGAAAAGCACAAUUGAAAUUAAAGGAAUGGGUGAGUCAAUAUAUAAUACUGACAUAGUAUACUUAAUCGAUGACACGACUCUUGUUGCAGUUGACACAGAGUCAAAUAUUCGGCUGAUUAACACAGAGACAAAAGAAAUAAUAAUGAUAGAGAAAGAGUACAAAAUUACAGGAGUAGUUUCGCACCCAACGAAAAACAUAUUCCUUACAGUGGAGGUGAAUGGAGUAAUAAAGGUAAUAGACAGUUUGGGGCAGGUUCUAAACCGGAUUGAUACAAAGGUCUCAGUUGCAGGGACAGUUGUCAUGGACUCAACAGGAUCUUUCUUCUACAUUGCAGAUCUUGAUGGAGCCAUGUACAAGUACAGUAUACUCAAAGACCACUUGGAUGUGCCGGAGAGUGAGUUCAUGCUAGAAGACUUUGAUCAUUACAGAACGUACAACAACGAACAGUUGAAGUACCUGGCGAGUGUUGAAGGGCAGUCACAAGAUGAGAGCACAGGGCGUGUGUACGAAGAGAGAAAUGCAGCACUUGAGAGAAUAAUGAAAAAUAUCAAGGGCAGGGAGAGUGCAGACCAGUGCACGUAUACACUUGCAGGUGACUCUCUUCCAGUGAAAAUUCAAAUAGAAACUAUUACAGAGCACAUACUUCCAGUUGACAAGUGGAUGCGAAGCAUAGAGGUUUCAGGUAUUUUGCAGUUGCAGCCAGAGAUGAUAACCUGCCAAGUAUUUGAAAAGGAGUUUAGACGACCCAGCCAGACAAUAAUAGUGCCAGAGACAGAGGAUGAGCCAUCUUUAUCUGCAGAAAAUGAAGACAGUUCUUCAAACUGGCCUGUUGAGAUAUCAGAUACCAAUUACCUGAACACAGAUGAUGAGAUAAUCGAGACAGACAAUGCAGAGAACACAAGCUCUUUAAGCAGCCUAGAGAACAGCAGUGAUGUAAUCUACGAGGGAACAGACGAAAGCACAGGCAAUUCAGAGAGCAGUGAAUCAGAGGAAAACUCCAUGGAAGAGUCAGAGUCACAAGAAGUCAGAACACUAAGCAGAAAAAGAGGAAGAAGGCAGGCAGCACGUAAAGCAUUCUGCCCAGACAUAAACCGCCUAUACAACUGGUAUAUGAGUGACACGCCAACUCCCCCACUGCUCCCGCAGAUAAAUGAUGAAAUUGUUCUGAUAAAGAACAGAGUUUCAGAUACAAGGCUAAAGGAGAAUCUAGAGGACUUAGAGCCAAUUAAAAUACUUGGUGUGCAGUACAGAAAGACAGAACUGACUGUAGAUUUUCUGAUUGAAAGAACAAGAAAGAAAGACUUUCUUGUUUAUACGAUAGACCAUCUGGAUUGCAGUCCGUUUAUACUUAAGCACCAGCUUUCUGAUAUAAGAAGCAGCAAAUAUAGAAGAAACGAAGAAAUAUAUUACUACACAGAAGGAAUUUUGUCAAAAGGUUCAGUAGUCAGAAAAAGAGGCGAUAAGAUAGAGGUAGUGACAGAUUCAGCAGAGUACACCGUAGAUAUAUACGAUGUGUACAUUCCUGCAACAAAUUAUUCAGUCGAUCUAACAACUUACAUUGCUCCUUUUAAGGCAAUCAAGGACGACCACUAUAUCUUCUACACAGAAGUGUCUAAGUCAGACUACCCAGACUACUAUGAGAUAGUUCAAAGACCCAUGACAGUUAACAAAAUCAUAAGGCGUCUCAGAAAUAAUUACUACAGGGCAAAAGAAGAACUAGAGAGUGAUAUAGAGACAAUUCUGUCCAAUUGCCGCGAGUACAACGAAGAUGACUCAGAGAUCACACACCAGUGCAAAGAUCUUAUUCGCACACUACUGCAUAUUAUUGAACCAUAG